AUGGACACUUUCUUGGACGAUACACAUAAGAAAAGCGUUAGUGAUUGGAUAAGGAGAUGCAAUAAGGAGAAGAAACUUAGCAAAGCAGAGCAAGCAUCUCUUAACCAAGAUCAAGAAUUUGAUACUGAGUGUUCUACUUCUGAAAAGAUACUGGAGGUAUCAAAUCCCGUGACUAAAAUUUUAGCCGGGGCCCCGGCCAAAAUAGCUAUAAGAAGAAAGAGUGACAAAGCCACUUCUUGCGAUGUGAUUUCAAUUGAGAGUCUCAACCAAAAUUCAUCUACAGAUUCAUUGAUUUCUCUAGCACAAUUAUUCGAUAAAGCAGAUGAUGCUGAAUAUGGUGCAAUUCGUGCUAAUCAGGAAGAGGUUUUGCGCUGGUAUUAUUAUAGAAAAGAAUUUUUAACCCAGCAUAAUGAUAACGAUAACACUAAUGUGGAAGAAGUAAGUGAAUUAAUCACACCUAUUCCUAUUACACAUGGCUCUAAUUCUUUAGGUAAUUCAUCAUUCACACCUCAAAUCGCUCCAGCUGAGUCAGAGAAAGGGACUAAUGAAGUUCAGAUAGUCGAUGAUA
Molecule: messenger RNA, 568 nt
Organism: Dentiscutata erythropus
Lineage: Eukaryota; Fungi; Glomeromycota; Glomeromycetes; Diversisporales; Gigasporaceae
Source: the annotation of a GenBank genome assembly